GUGGGGUGGGGGUGGGGACCUUGCUCGCAGCCUACAUUAGCAGACCGAGUCCGAUCAAGGCUGCAGUGUGGCUGGAGCAGCCUCCAGACUCGCGCUCCGCAGACUCUGCACUUGGAGCCAGCCCCGCGCCCGCCCCCGCGCUGCCCGAACUGCACGCCCCGCUGCGCGUAGUCCGCGGCUCACACUCUGCGACCAAGCUCUCGCCGGGUUCCCCAACCAAGCCGCUUAGCCCUGGGUCUCUCAGCAGUCCUGGACUAGCUCGGACGCUCUCCACAGUCCUCCUAGAUCCCCCUACUUUUUUAGGGGUUCCAGGCGGAAAGGGUGAGACUGAGAAGGGAAGACCGGAGCUGCGGCGGCCAGACCGAGCCUAGAGAAAGUGGCAUGCCCGACCCCUGGAGGCGGAGGUGUUGGAGGACGGGGGAAGACGAUGCCGCGGCUCCGUAGGGGACGUAGGCGACAGCAAGCGAGGCGAGCGGGGUGUUGGGGCGCCGGCAGGCUGCCGGAGGGCGCGCACCGCUCUGAAGCUCCAGCCUUUGCCUCCCGGGGCACCGACGCAGCGGGAGACCGAGCUCCGUUCCAGCAGCCAUCUCCGCCACCUGGAGGACCUAGCAAAAGUUUGGAUCUUGGGGAGGGCACUAUGCUGAGAGGAAUUACCGGCGGGGCUGGAAGGAGACCUGAAAAUCCUUAGCAGAUUACAGCCUCGACUUAACCAAGCAAUUCCUAGGCUGUUCUACGCUGGCCUGACUUAUUAUAGAAGAAGCAAGAUUUGCCUGCCUGGCUGGACUUCUCUUGACAGUACUUGGCAUCACCCUUUGCUUGUGUCGAAAAUUCUUCCUGUUGAGUUGUUUCACACAUGGAGGACCAUUGCAUGAGGGCAACCUAGGCAGAUCAGACUGAACGCAUCAGAAAGAUUGUUUUACCAUCUUCCCUCGGAUCAUUUUCUUUAACAGAAGUUCAAGACUUUGACAGAACCUGGUCAGCUCAUUUUGAUUUAGCUUUCUGGCUUUUCUUAUUGUUUGUUGUGCUUUUGUUUUUGGUUUUUCCCACAUCACAUGGUAUUUUAUUUCUGUCCUUCAGAAAUGGGCCUACAGACUACAAAGUGUCCCAGCCAUGGGGCUUUUGUCCUAAAAAUUUGGCUCAUCAUUUUCUUGGGACUCUACUUACAAGUGUCAAAACUCCUGGCCUGCCCUAGUGUAUGCCGCUGUGACAGGAACUUUGUCUACUGUAAUGAGAGAAGCUUGACCUCAGUGCCUCUUGGGAUCCCGGAGGGCGUAACCGUACUCUACCUCCACAACAACCAAAUUAAUAAUGCUGGAUUUCCUGCAGAGCUGCACAAUGUACAAUCAGUGCACACGGUCUACCUUUACGGCAACCAACUGGAUGAAUUCCCCAUGAACCUUCCCAAGAAUGUCAGAGUUCUCCAUCUGCAGGAAAACAACAUUCAGACCAUCUCGCGGGCUGCUCUUGCCCAGCUCCUCAAGCUGGAAGAACUACACCUCGACGACAACUCUAUAUCUACAGUGGGAGUAGAAGAUGGAGCAUUCCGGGAAGCGAUUAGCCUCAAAUUGUUGUUUUUAUCAAAGAAUCACCUAAGUAGUGUGCCUGUUGGGCUUCCUGUAGACUUGCAAGAGCUAAGAGUGGAUGAAAACCGAAUUGCAGUCAUAUCAGACAUGGCCUUUCAGAACCUCACGAGCUUGGAGCGUCUGAUCGUGGAUGGGAAUCUCCUGACCAACAAGGGCAUUGCUGAGGGUACCUUCAGCCAUCUCACCAAGCUCAAGGAAUUUUCCAUAGUCCGGAACUCGCUCUCCCACCCACCUCCUGACCUCCCAGGUACACAUCUGAUCAGGCUCUACCUGCAGGAUAACCAGAUAAACCAUAUCCCAUUGACAGCCUUCGCAAACCUCCGUAAGCUGGAAAGGCUGGAUAUAUCCAACAACCAGCUACGAAUGUUAACUCAAGGGGUCUUCGAUCAUCUCUCCAACCUGAAACAACUCACUGCUCGGAAUAACCCUUGGUUUUGUGACUGCAGCAUUAAAUGGGUCACAGAAUGGCUCAAAUAUAUCCCUUCUUCCCUCAAUGUGCGUGGCUUCAUGUGCCAAGGUCCUGAGCAAGUACGAGGGAUGGCUGUCAGGGAGUUAAAUAUGAAUCUUUUGUCUUGUCCCACCACAACUCCUGGUCUACCUGUCUUUACUCCAGCUCCAAGUACAGUAUCUCCAACCACUCAGUCACCUACUCUCUCUGUUCCAAGCCCCAGCAGAGGCUCUGUACCUCCAGCUCCUACCCCAUCGAAACUUCCCACCAUCCCUGACUGGGAUGGCAGAGAAAGAGUGACCCCACCUAUUUCUGAAAGGAUCCAACUUUCCAUCCACUUUGUCAAUGAUACUUCGAUUCAAGUCAGCUGGCUGUCUCUCUUUACCGUGAUGGCAUACAAACUGACAUGGGUGAAAAUGGGCCACAGUCUCGUAGGGGGCAUUGUUCAGGAACGCAUUGUCAGUGGUGAGAAGCAGCAUCUGAGCUUGGUUAAUUUAGAGCCGAGAUCCACAUAUAGGAUUUGUUUAGUGCCACUGGAUGCGUUCAACUACCGUACUGUGGAAGAUACCAUCUGUUCCGAGGCUACGACCCAUGCCUCUUAUUUGAACAAUGGCAGCAACACUGCUUCUAGCCAUGAGCAGACGACUUCCCACAGCAUGGGCUCCCCUUUUCUGCUCGCGGGCUUGAUUGGGGGUGCAGUGAUUUUUGUGCUCGUGGUCCUGCUCAGCGUCUUUUGCUGGCACAUGCACAAAAAGGGACGCUACACAUCCCAGAAGUGGAAAUACAACCGGGGCCGACGGAAAGACGACUAUUGUGAAGCAGGUACCAAAAAAGACAACUCCAUCUUGGAGAUGACAGAAACAAGUUUUCAGAUUGUCUCCUUAAAUAACGAUCAGCUCCUUAAAGGAGAUUUCAGACUGCAGCCCAUUUAUACCCCAAAUGGGGGCAUUAAUUACACAGACUGCCACAUCCCCAACAACAUGAGAUACUGCAACAGCAGUGUGCCGGAUCUGGAGCAUUGCCAUACGUAACAACCUAGAGGUCCAGCAUUUGAAAGGUGGACAACCAGACUCUCAAGAACACACAUACGUGUGCACAUAAAGACACGCAAAUUACAUUUGAUAAAUGUUACCCAGAUGCAUUUGUGCAUUUGAAUACUCUGUAAUUUAUACGGUGUACUAUAUAAUGGGAUUUAAAAAAAAAGUGCUAUCUUUUCUAUUUCAAGUUAAUUACAAACAGUUUUGUAACUCUUUGCUUUUUAAAAUUAAAAAAAAACAAAAAAACGUUGCUGAAGUACUGUACGGGGUUGUACAAUGAAAGCCCAAUGCCAAGGCAGAAGAAUGAGUGAAUCAUCCUUAAGAUGCAUAUUAACCACUUCGCUGUUGAGGCUGUCAGAAUAAAUUUCUUUUCCAGAGAUGAUAGUCAUAUGAAAGGAUAAUGUCAGAUGGGCUCACCAGAGAAAGAGGGAUAGUUUGAGUAAAGAAAGAAUGGCCUAGUUACUUCCAUGCUUUCUAUACCUCCUGGAAGAAACACUUUUAGAAAAAAAAUCUACAUAAUAAUAAUUGAGGUAGUUACUCCACUUUGACUGAAUGCAGGAAAUAGAAGAUCAUGAGGAAGCCAGUUCCCAUGAGAUAAUUUAGGCCUACUUGACCAAAUCAAGGAAACGGAGAGAUGUGAAAUGUCCUUAAAGUCCCAUGGUUGGCUUUCUGACUGUGAACUUGAAUCAUUCUUCAGGCUUCCCUGGCCUUAUAUAAUAAUAGAUUUGAAACCUGAGUCUCAUUCUUGUUGUCUUCAGGGACCAGUUAUGAUCAGUUUUAGCAAGAAAAUUCCCCUUAAAACUGUCACUGUUCAAAUCACAUGUCAGGUUGAAUCCAAUCUAACAGAGUUAUAUUCUAGAAUAAUUUUUUAGAAGAGGCUAAUAAAAAUAAUGGGAAGAAUUAUAUUGAAUGCAAUUAUUUUUGAUAAUGAAAAUUAUUUGGGUAUAUUCACUGAGGCUAUGUCAACAUGAUAUUUAGACCAACAAAAGGAGCAGUGUUUGGAAUUUAUUAAGAUAAUGCGUUGAUGUAAAAUGUACUAAUGACAUUUAGACGAAAAUAUUGGUGGUUCUCUUUCACUGUGUCAAUGGACUUUGUUAGUAUCAUGUUGAAAUAGCUUGAAUUAAUACCUAUAUUCUCCCUCAAAUUCUUGUCUUCCUAUCACCUUGCAUAUAUUUUUUUGUAAUUAAGUUGUAUAUGCCACCUUUGCCCCUGCCCCCCACUGGGUAUUUAAAAAAUAGGGAUGCAAUUUAUGGUUGCACAAAAUAUUCCUGAUGUAUUUUUGCAUAUUAAAGUCCAUAUUACCAUUUCUUACCAAUGAUUCUGUGAUGGCACCCAAGCUGGCCAAAACAAUGCGUAUUGUUAAAAGCAAUACUAUGUUUUCAUUUUGAAUUAACUUUGCUCCUGUUCCACAGAGAAAUUCUAUUUGUUUCUUUUAGAUUGUGGAUUCUCCUCUAAUUUGGUAAUUACAGAAUGAUAAUUAACCUUGUGGUAAAAGACUACCCGUGAAAAUGAGCAAGUCAGAGAAUGAAAGUUUCCCCAAAUCAUGGCAGAGAAGGGCCAAAGGCAGAGGGCAUAGUAGGAGAGGUGUAAUCAUGGUUGAUGCUAGAUAUUUUUAAAGCAAGUCCAUUUUCAGGAAACAUGGAUAAUUUAUCCCAAUUCUUGCCAUCACACAGGUAUAGAAGGGCUAUAGACCACAUGUACUGUCUAAAGUGAUUCACCCUUGGGGAUUUUUUUUCAAAACAACUUUUAGGCAUUUCAUUCUCUGUACCUUUACAAUCAUCCUCUGCUUUAGGGACUCAUGAAAUCAAUGUCAUACUUUUCUUGCUCUCUCUCUCUCUCUCUCUCUCUCUCUCUCUCUCUCUCUCUCAGCAAAAUAAAACUGUGAUGUGUCUUGUAAACUUUAGGUAUACAAAGCUAUGCAAGCUUUUCUUUAUAGUGAGAGCUUUAUUUUCUUUAAUGAUAUACCCCAACUUAUAUGUUUUAAUCUCCUUCAUCCUUCAGAAUAGGCAGAAAAAUAUAACUGCAGUGAUAAUGUUGUAGACACAAGCAUUAAAACUGUGCAGUCAGUAGAGCUGAACAUAGUUAUGAAUUAAUUUAAUUAAUUCUAAAAUUACUCUGGUUUCCACUUUAGUCUAUUAGCUCAAGGGUUUGUGCUGUUGGUUUCUGUAAAGUAGGUUCAUGCAGUAAAGGGAUAAGACCAUCUGGAACUGUGAUCGGUGUAGCGUUACAUCAUCUAAAACCAGGACAGUAACACAGAGCACAGUGUGUGAGUUGGAUGUUUUCCUUUCAAUGUCCUCUUGCCUCUCACUUUGUAGGUAAAUUUGUAUGCUGAAAAAUAUAAUGGUACUUUAUUUUAAGGAUUUUUAUUUUGUUAUAUAACAAGAAAAUCAUCCAUGUCUCUUGGUAUUGUACAUUUAACUCCCUGUGGGAUUUAGGAAUGUGGAAAUGUCUUUUCUUUGUCCCAAGAGGAACAAGAGUGGAAAGAUUCUCACAAUAUCAAAUGUCAUCCAGAACACUACUGGAAGGCAAAGUGGUACCUUGGAGGGCCAGUCAUGUGAAAUGAUAGGGUGCUCUCAAAAUUGCUCUGGUACAAGAGAUGUUUGAAAAGAGAGUCUUUAUUUUGAUCUUAUGAACAACAUGGGAACGACAUCUACCAUGAAAAUCAGACACCUAUCCAUAGUACUGUGCCUGAGGGACUCACUUACAACAGUUAGAAAUCACCUAAUGGAAUCUAUAAUAGCAUAUGAAAAUUUGAAAAACUAAUGGCCAGCAGUACUUACUGGAUGACAUUUUGGCUGUCAUCUUUAAUCAGGAGACUGCAUUCCCCAGUUACAUCUCCUCUGAUUUUGGUCCUCUCUCAGCCUCACCAUUAUUUAUUUGGAAGUAAUUAGUCAAGAGUCAAACUUUAGCUGCAUCCAUGUAUUGCCUACCUCUUGUGUGCACAGUAAAUUUACUUGUACAGAGGACAUUGCAAAAGGCAAAGCAAAACAUUAUCAGAUAGAUGCUAUUGGUAGUUAAAAAGAAGGGGGUCACCAAUACCUUUUUGCUUGUAGAGAUGCAUUUGACCCUGGGGAGGUCCUUGGUUUCACUUAAACACUGCCAUAUGCAUUGGACAGAUAGUAUAACACAUGGGUCAAUCACAGACAGAUGUGAUAAGAAUGUUCCCUUCUUAAUUAUGAUACAAGUGGAAAAAUCUUCCCUUGUGAGAAAAAACGCUAUUUGUAAUUUUCCAGAUGUUUGUUGAUACAAUAAUAGACAUUUUCUCUCAAGAGUAUAAACAAAAAUCUGUAAUAUCAACUUUUUGAUAAAAGUGUAUUAAUGGCAUAGCUAAUAUUACACCUUUGUUUUUUUUUUUUAACAAUGGAGGUCAUAAUGGUCUUAGGCAUGGCACAUAGCCAGAAUUUCCUUCUCCCCUAGAGAAAACUUAGCUCUUCAUGUGAGGGGAGCAUCUAUUCCAAACACAAGGCACCAUUGUCUUAUUCAGAGGCAGGUGCCCCACUGAAUCAGCAUUCUUCAGCUGCUGCAUCCCCUGCAGCUUUGAACAGUGAAGUGGUUAAUUUCCAUUGAUGUCUUUGUUUAUAGCAUUUAUCUCUAACCUAUCAAGAGGAUAUUAGAUGAUUCUUUAGAACUUGAGUAUAACAUAUCAGCUCAUAACUUGUUUUUCCCAACUGAAUGGGAAACCAAACAGAAGAGUGCCCAACACAAAAAUAAUAUUUAGACAAGACAACUCUCAAUUUUCAAUCUUGUCAAACUUCGCUGUUUUAAAAGUUAAAGUAAGAAACGAAAGGGAUCUGUAUCUACACCCCUUUCCAGUUUCAUCAGCAGGAUUGAAGGAAUUGUUGGCAACAGGGAUGCUUUUCACUGAUGGUGGGAGAAAUGGUUUGUACACAGUAAAAUAAUGUUUUAGCAAACCAGGCUGUUUUGUUAUAGUAUUUGGUUUUCUUGCUGCACAUCCACCAGAAGAGCACAAACCAAGGCCAUAGCAACAGGUAUUUUAAAAUUAAUAUAAGACAUGCAAAUCCAUGCAUACACAUACAUUGGAGUGUUUGUAUAGGUGCCUGUGGUGUGUGAGAUUUGUAACCAGUAAUGGCAAAAUGAGGCACCACCACUGUAUACCCUCCUAGGAUGAUAUUUCUGAACCGGUAACUUUGAUGAUCUGUUACUGUUUGAUUCCUAUGUUGAUUUAAUUCUGGUUUGUGUUUAGUGUGUUUCUCUGACAAGGGACUGCAAGGGGCUGGAAGAUUCUGUGUCAUGCAUCCUCGGAGACCUACCAUGUUGCACACUUUGUUAACUACAAACUUCACUCUACACUAUACAGUACCUUGUUGAUAUAUUCAGUAAAGGCUUAUUUUAAAAGAAAACCUAUGGUGUUUAUCUGAGUAAAUUCAUCAGAAUAUAACAUGAGUAUGCUGCAAUGUACGUGGAGAAGGGGAAAUUUGUCAUACAAAAACAUGCCAGAGGGGAAGAAGUUUGCAGAGCGUUCGUAUCCUCCUACUAUUUACCUCUGUUUUCAGUUCCUAGUCCUUGUUUUCUAAGAGGUUAAUGUGGCAGUCUAAUGUUCCUUCCUUUUCCCCCCACUGAAAUAUUUUCAGAAAAUGAUUCUAUAUCCAAAUCACUACACAAAGCACAG
Molecule: messenger RNA, 7698 nt
Organism: Apodemus sylvaticus (European woodmouse)
Lineage: Eukaryota; Metazoa; Chordata; Mammalia; Rodentia; Muridae
Gene: Flrt2
Product: fibronectin leucine rich transmembrane protein 2
Exons: 2
Coding region: 1053-3062 (669 amino acids)
Molecular function (GO): protein binding
Source: RefSeq, a predicted model, not a curated record